AUGGUGUCUUUCAAACCGUUCCGUCGCGAUGCGUCGACGGACGUCGAUAUUCGAUCUCCAGAUGAGAAAGCUUUGGUCCGACGCCUGGACAUUUGGCUGAUGACGUUCGGUUGUCUUUCGCAGGUCAUCAAGUAUCUCGAUCAACAAAAUAUCAACAAUGCUUAUGUAUCUGGCAUGAAAGAGGAUUUGAACUUGGUUGGAAAUGAGCUUAAUCUGUUCGGCACAUACUUCAGCGUCGCAUACUGUAUCAUGCUGAUACCCUCGCAAAUCAUCCUCACCUACGUGCGACCAAGUUACUGGCUCCCGGGGUUGGAGGUUGCUUGGGGUCUUAUGACCGGGUUGAUCGCGAUGACAACAAACGCCAAACAAGUUUACGCGCUCCGUGUGUUUCUCGGUCUAUGCGAGAGUAGUUCCUGGCCAGGCAUGAUGACUCUAUUCAUGUACUGGUACACACCAACCGAGCUAGCCAAACGAAUGGGAUUCUACCACUCUUGCCAGGCAGUCGGUCAGAUGAUGUCCGGAGCGAUGCAAGCCGCAAUUACCAAGACACUCGAUGGACAUGCUGGACUAGCAGGUUGGCGCUGGCUGUUUGUGAUCAAUGCCAUCAUAACCGUGAUUUGGGGCUUCGCAGGAUUCAUCAUGCUCCCCGAUCUCCCGAACCGGCCCAACCCGCGCGCGUUCUGGUUCAAGAAUGUGCACGCCGAGCUUGCUAUAGAGCGCCUUGCCCGUAACGGCCGAGCCGAGCCGAAGCGAAUGACAUGGUCAGGCGUCAAGCGCACCUUCGAGGGAUGGGUCGUCUAUUUCAUUGCAAUCUUGUAUACCGCCACAGUCCUGGGAACAUGGGGAUACAGCUAUUUCACUUUAUUCCUCAAAUCUCUCAAGAACCCCGACGGCAGCCCGAGAUGGCCGAUAUCGAUGGUCAACGCCAUUCCCAUCGGCGGAUCCGCGAUCAACGUCGUCUUCGUAUGGAUCUGGGCUUAUCUAUCCGAUUACUUCCAAACGCGAUGGGUGCUUAUCGUCGUCCAGGCGGUUAUUGGAAUCAUCCCGUGUAUCAUCAUGAGCAUUUGGAUCGCGCAUCCAACGACGGUUUCGGUAUCUGCUGCUUACGCAUCAUAUUUCAUCGCUUAUAUUCCUCUCGGCACGGCGCCGCUCAUCUUCGCCUGGCUCUCUGAUCUUCUCCCCCAGGAUCCAGAGGCUCGGUCGCUCAUUGUUGGCGUCGCUAUCGCUGGUUAUUAUGGCAUUUCCGCCUGGUCGCAAGUUCUUGUCUGGCCUGCGUCCGAAGCUCCAUUCUAUAGAUAUGGAUGGCAGUCUGCUUUGGCAUUGCUAGUGCUUGUGAUUAUCAUGACAUGUCUUUUGAGAUAUAUUGAUGUACGGUACCUCCUACCGAAGCGUGAGGAGUUCCGGGAAAUUCUAGCAGACAAUAUUGUUGCGAGUAAGGGACUUUUGACGGCUGGGUCUGCGGGUCAGACCAAUGCUUCGCAGCGAGAAUAUGGAACCUCCAAGGGAUCAGCUACAGCAAGCGUGAGUAGAGCUUAG
Molecule: messenger RNA, 1536 nt
Organism: Penicillium paradoxum
Lineage: Eukaryota; Fungi; Ascomycota; Eurotiomycetes; Eurotiales; Aspergillaceae
Exons: 4
Coding region: 1-1536 (511 amino acids)
Biological process (GO): transmembrane transport
Cellular component (GO): membrane
Molecular function (GO): transmembrane transporter activity
Source: RefSeq, a predicted model, not a curated record